Messenger RNA from Mytilinidion resinicola, 738 nucleotides. RefSeq lists its product as uncharacterized. The transcript has a single exon. The coding region runs from base 1 to 738 and encodes 245 amino acids. The record is from RefSeq and is a predicted model, not a curated record. NCBI's taxonomy places the organism in Eukaryota, Fungi, Ascomycota, Dothideomycetes, Mytilinidiales, Mytilinidiaceae.
AUGACAGAACCCCCAACGCUCCAGCCUCGCAAUGCUGAGUCGGACAUCUCCACCAUGUCUCGCCAUGCUCGUCACGCUCUCUUACUCAGUCCGACGGUCCAAAUUCAGAUAAUGGACGGAGAUACAGUCCGACCCGUCCGGAAGAUUCCCUGUGCGGUCCUCACUGCCUUCUCUCCCCAGACCAAAAAACACUACGAAACCCAAACCUGCGACCCCCGCAUCACUGGAGCAUACAUCAAACUAGACGCCAUCGCCGCAAUCAUAGACUGGAUGAUCGAAUCAUGCGACAGCCUCAACAUCGACCCAAUACACACCCGGGCACGGCUGGGCGGCAACAUCGAACUCUACAUGGCGGCGAAGGUGCUGGAUAUUCCGCUCGUGAAGGAGCACAUUGGGAGACACAUCGCGACAUUGGCAAGGGACGAGCCAUAUAUAUUCUUGGACCCGCGCGUACGGAUACUAGGUGCCCUGCCAGCAGACGACCUGCUUGUACAGAUGGUGUCGAAGGGGUUCGCGGAUGGAUACGGCGAAGAUUGGAUGGAGAGGAGGGAUAUCAAGAAAUUGAUCACAAGGUUUCCGCUUGUGACCGGCGAGCUACAAAGGGCCAUGCCAACAAAACUUAUCCAGUUGGGGUUUGUGGGAGAGCGGGUAGUCUUCUUGAUGUUUCUGAUUAUGGCUUGGGGUCCGAUGCUGUGGUUCUUAUAUGGGAUUUGGAUACAGUCUUUGGAUGACCCAUAA